AUGACCUGGAGACUGGAACAGGAACUCUCAGGCCGCAGGGACGCAACCGAAUACAUUAACGAAAAGAAGCAACUUAGAGCCGAAUUAGAAGCGGAGGAAAGAGAGGAGGAUCGUAUGACACGGCUAUUAGAUGAUAAAGGACGUCUUAUAAUCGAGAUGAAAACUUCUUUGCAACAAAUUAAUCAACUCCUUUCUAGCGUAGGUGCGCCCAAUGUGCAAAGACCUUUAACAGGCGCACCAUCGGCGCUUCAGUAUGUACUCGACGAUAUACUCCAACCUGUUCCUGAACUAGAAGCUGAUUUUGAUAAGCUAUUGCUGAACGCACGACAGAAAAUUAAUAUGCUCAUUCAAGCUGUGUCAAAGAUGGAUGUUGAUGAUGAAGUCAAAGCUAAUGCACGACUCUUUUAUCACAACGUACUAGCCAGAUCUAUGAAAGACAAUUAUAAAGAAGAAGUAAUGGCCGAAGGAGGAUUAAUAGAGUUCGAAAUGGAGGAUCCUAAUGUUCCUAGCCACGCUGUCAUUAAGCUCAGAAGUAAGCAACUCGUAGACGCGCAAGUAAGCGAGUUCGAUGUACCAGACAUCCUGUAUAAAAAG
Messenger RNA from Brenthis ino (lesser marbled fritillary), 594 nucleotides. Lineage: Eukaryota; Metazoa; Arthropoda; Insecta; Lepidoptera; Nymphalidae. The record is from the annotation of a GenBank genome assembly.